AUGGACAGCGAUAGCGAUAGCCAAUCGUCCUCCGACAAUGAGACGCUUGAUUUUUUCGUGACGGUGUAUAACGAACUUGAAUCAAGUUCGAAUAGCCCAAAGAAGAAAAUGAUGGAUCGUGAUCGUAUACAUGCCAACGAAGUGUUAAUGAACGAUUAUUUUGUGGAGAAUCCGGUCUACAAUGACGAAACAUUUAGAGAUCGGUUCCGUUUACCAAAAGAAUUAUUUUUAAAGAUUGUUGGAGACAUCGAAGAAACUGAAGAAUGGUUUCAAGAAGGUUAUGACGCGAGGAGCAAACCAAGUUUCACGCCAAUACAAAAAUGCCCGUCCGCCAUUCGCCAACUAGGGACAGGUUCAAACAACGACAUCAAUGUUUUGCACACAUCGUCGUUGUUCCAAACCGUAACGGAUGGUACCGCACCCUUCUGUCCAUUCUAUGUUAACGGACGAUAUACAGAAGAGGCUUUCUUCUUGUGGAUGUGGGAAAACGACAACGAAAGCAAGAUGUAUAUCAAAGGGAGUUUCGGGUAUUUGGAUCCCGAGUACAUAAGUUGCAUGAAACUGACUCAAAAGUCAGACGUUUACUCUUUUGGAGUCGUUUUACUUGAAGUGCUAUGCGCGAGGCCCGCACUUGAUAAGACGCUUCCUUUUGAGAAAGCAAAUUUGGUGGACUGGGCGAUCAAACAUAUAAAGGAUGGGACUUGGAGAAAAUAG
Molecule: messenger RNA, 714 nt
Organism: Helianthus annuus (common sunflower)
Lineage: Eukaryota; Viridiplantae; Streptophyta; Magnoliopsida; Asterales; Asteraceae
Product: receptor like protein kinase S.2-like
Exons: 3
Coding region: 1-714 (237 amino acids)
Biological process (GO): protein phosphorylation
Molecular function (GO): ATP binding; protein kinase activity
Source: RefSeq, a predicted model, not a curated record